AUGGUUGCAAAAACUCAGGAACCGUUCUUCCAAGGGAGUACGGGAAAGAACUCUCGUGGGGUUUUAAGAAUUGUAAUUCUUUGCUUAAUUGCUGGCGCUGCAAUUGCCAGUCGACUGUUUUCUGUGAUUCGAUUCGAGAGUAUAAUUCACGAAUUCGAUCCUUGGUUCAAUUUCAGAGCUACAAAAUACUUGGUCUCGAAUGGGUUCUACGAUUUCUGGGAUUGGUUUGACGACCGAACAUGGCAUCCACUUGGUCGAGUUACGGGAGGAACUUUAUACCCAGGUCUCAUGGUGACCAGUGGUGUCAUCUACCAUGCCCUUCGAGCUCUUACUAUACCAGUCGAUAUUCGAAACAUUUGUGUGCUUCUUGCACCUGGUUUCUCUGGUCUGACUGCCUUCGCAACCUACCUCUUCACCAAUGAGAUGUCCACAUCCCCUUCCGCCGGUCUUCUUGCAGCUAUUUUCAUGGGAAUUGCACCAGGUUACAUUUCGCGAUCAGUUGCAGGCAGCUACGAUAACGAAGCCAUUGCAAUCUUCUUACUCGUCUUUACGUUCUACCUCUGGAUCAAAGCCAUCAAGCUCGGGUCUGCAUUUUGGGGUGCUCUUUGCGCCUUGUUCUAUGGAUACAUGGUAUCAGCCUGGGGUGGAUAUGUUUUCAUUACCAAUUUGAUUCCUCUUCAUGUCUUUGUAUUAGUCUGCAUGGGGAGAUUCAGUCCAAGAGUUUAUGUCAGUUACUGUACUUGGUACGCACUAGGCACGUUGGCAAGCAUGCAAAUUCCAUUUGUAGGAUUUUUGCCAAUUCGCAGUAGUGAGCAUAUGUCUGCUCUCGGUGUUUUCGGCCUUCUUCAAUUGGUUGGAUUCGUCGAGUUUGUCCGCUCGGGUGUACCAAGCAAGCAAUUCGCCACUCUCCUUAGAGGGUUUGUCCUUGCCGUUUUCGCUAUCUCCUUUGGUGGCUUAGUACUUUUGACCGUCUCUGGUGUCAUUGCUCCUUGGACUGGACGUUUCUACUCUUUGUGGGAUACCGGAUACGCCAAGAUUCACAUCCCUAUCAUUGCCUCUGUCUCUGAGCAUCAGCCAACCGCAUGGCCAGCUUAUUUCUUCGAUCUUAACCUUCUCAUCUGGCUCUUCCCAGCUGGUGUGUACCUUUGCUUCUUGAAGCUUGCCGAUGAACAAGUUUUCGUUGUUGUAUACGCAAUUCUUGCCAGUUACUUCUCUGGUGUCAUGGUUAGAUUAAUGCUUACUUUGACCCCAAUCGUCUGUGUGGCUGCCGCGUUGGCAUUGUCCAAUAUCUUGGACACUUACUUGACCUUCAAGUCGCCUGAAGAACCAACCGCAACCUCUGCUGUAACUGACGGUGCUAGCAAUGGCGCCACUAAGAAGGCCGCUAAACAAGAGGAACUCCGCUCCAUGCGUCAACCUCUUGUCGGUAUCUACGCUAGCUUCUCCAAGAUUUCAGUUGUUGGCGCCAUGACAACAUAUCUCUUGAUCUUUGUUCUCCACUGUACUUGGGUCACAUCAAAUGCCUACUCUUCUCCAUCUGUCGUGCUCGCUAGUAGAAUGCCAGACGGUAGUCAGCACAUCAUCGAUGAUUACAGAGAGGCUUAUCAAUGGUUACGACAAAACACCAAGGAAGAUGCGAAGAUCAUGUCCUGGUGGGAUUACGGUUACCAGAUUGGUGGUAUGGCUGACAGACCAACACUUGUCGACAACAAUACCUGGAACAACACCCACAUCGCGACUGUCGGAAAGGCAAUGAGCUCUCGUGAGGAGGUCAGCUACCCUAUAAUGCGCCAACACGAAGUAGAUUAUGUUCUUGUUGUCUUUGGUGGUCUCCUUGGAUACUCUGGAGAUGAUAUCAACAAGUUCUUGUGGAUGGUCAGAAUUGCCGAAGGAAUCUGGCCAGAUGAGGUUAAGGAACGUGACUUUUUCACUGAGCGUGGAGAAUACAGAGUUGAUGAUGGUGCCACACAAACCAUGAAGGACAGCUUGAUGUAUAAAAUGUCAUACUACAACUACAACUCCCUCUUUCCACCUGGACAAGCCCAAGAUAGAGUUCGUGGCGUAAAGAUGCCAGAAGUUGGGCCAGUUCUUAACACUGUUGAAGAAGCAUUCACUAGUGAGAAUUGGAUCAUCCGAAUCUACAAGGUGAAAGACCUUGACAAUGUUGGCCGAGACCAUGCAUCGGCAGCAUCCUUCGAUAGAGGAAACAAGAAGAAGAAGACAUUGAAGAAGAGAGGGCCAAAAGUUUUGAGAGUUGAAUAA
Botrytis byssoidea is the source of this 2262-nucleotide messenger RNA. RefSeq lists its product as uncharacterized. The record is from RefSeq and is a predicted model, not a curated record. Gene Ontology annotation, cellular component: membrane. The transcript has 5 exons. NCBI's taxonomy places the organism in Eukaryota, Fungi, Ascomycota, Leotiomycetes, Helotiales, Sclerotiniaceae. Gene Ontology annotation, biological process: post-translational protein modification. Gene Ontology annotation, molecular function: dolichyl-diphosphooligosaccharide-protein glycotransferase activity. Bases 1 to 2262 code for a protein of 753 amino acids.